AUGAAUAUGCGCUUCUCGACCAUCCUGACCCUGUUAUUGGCGGGGAUAUGUGGUACAUUGGCUCAGACACCGGGCUUUGAUCCCAUGAGCAAGCCGACCAACUGGCAAGACGUAACCGCCGGAGAAAACUUUCAGAUUGUCUGGGACCCAACAAGCUACAAGGGAACAAUCACCUUGGAGCUGCUCGGCGGUGGAAGCCCAGCUACAUUAUGGAUCCUGGGUAACAUUGCUCAGGGUGUUGAUAAUCAGCAAGGACAAUACAACUGGGCUGUGCCGACUAAUCUCGGCCAGUUGGAAACAUAUGGAAUACGCAUCUUGCUCGAGUCUAACCCUUCGAUCCUGCAAUAUUCCUUUCCAUUCCACGUUCGACAGCCAAAGGCUGGUGCAAGCACCCAGUCCCCAGCCCAGUCGACACCCCAAGCUGCUCCAUCUGCACCGGCAGUCAAUUCUGUCUCACAAGUUGCAUCCCAGCCAACCUCGCAGACCUCUCCAAUCGCGUCUCAAGCUUCACAGACGAUAAGCCAGUCUGCUCCCAAAAGCACCUCUCAGGCUGCAUCUCAAGCGGCGACUUCUACUAUCCUUGCAAAUACCGCAAAGACCACACCCCCCGCAACUACACAACCCGCACCCCAGCCAACGGUCCAGACCAUUACUCGGCUGCCCGAGAGAUGCAAGGUUCGACGGCGUUGGGCCCCUUCUGACUUUGGGUAUUCAAGCUAUUGA
This is a messenger RNA of Pestalotiopsis fici W106-1, 723 nucleotides long. RefSeq lists its product as uncharacterized. NCBI's taxonomy places the organism in Eukaryota, Fungi, Ascomycota, Sordariomycetes, Amphisphaeriales, Sporocadaceae. The record is from RefSeq and is a predicted model, not a curated record. Bases 1 to 723 code for a protein of 240 amino acids. The transcript has a single exon.